Messenger RNA from Pteronotus mesoamericanus, 1096 nucleotides. RefSeq names its product transmembrane protein 86B (gene TMEM86B). Gene Ontology annotation, biological process: ether lipid metabolic process. The record is from RefSeq and is a predicted model, not a curated record. Gene Ontology annotation, cellular component: membrane. NCBI's taxonomy places the organism in Eukaryota, Metazoa, Chordata, Mammalia, Chiroptera, Mormoopidae. The coding region runs from base 58 to 729 and encodes 223 amino acids. The transcript has 3 exons. Gene Ontology annotation, molecular function: alkenylglycerophosphocholine hydrolase activity.
CCUCUAAAGCCGUCGGUGCCCACACACAGGCCACUCUGGGGGGUGCCACCGGCCACCAUGGAUGCCCGGAAAAAGGGUCUGCCCCGAGAUGCUCGCUUCUCGGCCCAACCACACCUAGGCAGCCUGAUCCCCUUCUUCGUCACCUGCGCUGCCUACUUCCUGCUCUGGAUCCCGGACGACCCGCCGUCCUGGGUUGGCGCGCUGGUCAAGUGCCUGCCUGUGCUGUCCUUGGCCGGGGCCCUCCGGGCGCACCCUGGUGGGGACUGCAGCUCCCUCCUGCAGGCGGCCCUGCUGUUCUCGGCUGUCGGGGACGUCUGUCUCAUCUGGCCCCAUGCCUUCCUCUAUGGUGUCCUCGCCUUCGGCCAGGCCCAGCUGCUCUACAUCUGGGCCUUCGGCUUCAGGCUCCUGCAGCCAGGCCUGCUGCUGCCCGUCCUCCUCUUCUCCCUCCCGUUCUCCUGCCUCUUGCUGUCACACCUGCAGCCCGACAUGGUCCUGCCCCUGGUGGCCUACGGCCUGGCCCUGAGUGUCAUGCUGUGGCGUGGCCUGGCCCGGGGCGGGAGGGCCCGCUGGGGCGCCCUGCUCUUCGCCAUCUCGGACAGCGUGCUGUCCUGGCACACCUUCAUCCAGCCCCUGGCCCACGGCCGCCUGCUCGUCAUGGCCACCUACUACGCCGCUCAGUUCUUCAUCGCCCUGUCGGCCUUCCAGGGCCCCAGGCUCAAGACCAACUGACCGGGGGCCCAGACGGGCCUGCGUCCGCCCGCUCCCCUCCUGCAGGAACAGGGGCCUCGCGGCCUGGCCCCGCCGGGGGAAGCGCCCUCGGGGGCCGGCUCGCAGCGCCCAGGACCCCGCCCGCGGGCCGCUGUUCCCCGCUGCGCGCAGGGACCGCUGCUGGCAGAAUUCCGAAUCCACCGCCGAGUUCCGAACACAUUCCCUCCGUCCUGAUUCCGGGUUCCAGGCCCCUCGGCCAGACCCAGGCCCAGCCCUCUCCAGGCCCCCACCUGCUCCUGUGACCUCAAGUGGCCGCCUCCCAUGUCCUGUGGCCCCCUCCUCUCUGGCCCUAACCUGUUCAUUUGGUGUCUGAGUAAAAGAGACGUUG